CAUCAACACCACAUCUAACCUCACCAUCUUCAAAGACAUAUUAAUUCUCAGGUAUCAUUCUCCCAGCCAUGUCUAUAGAGGCCCUCCGAUCCGAAAUCACCUCACUGGAGUCCCAACUCAAAGCCCUCGAAUCCCUCCUCCCACACGCCCACAGCACCCUCCUCUCGCUUCCCUCCAUCGCCGCCGCUCUCAAACGCAGCACAUCCACAUCGCCCUCCAUAGCCCGCGCUCGCGCCCAUCUCACGCGCCAACUGGCCCACAACACGCAUAUGAACUAUCGCCUGACCUCCGGCAUAACCGCCUUCCGCGUGCAAGACCCCGACCCCUACGCCGUCGACUCCGGACGCGUGCUCGGCCUGCGCAUCGAGCUGCCCCAGGGCGCCACGUUCGGGACACCGUAUUUUGUGUUCCUCGUCGCCGUGCGGGUUGCAGGCCAAGGAGAGGAAGAGGGUGAGCAGCAGAGCAGGAGGAGGUUGUUGAAGGUGCAUAAACAUACGGUUCCGCCUGCGGUGCCGAUCGAUGCUCUUGCGAGGCGGUGGCUUGCGCUGCCUGGGAAGACGGGCAAGAUGGUACGGAAGCAGGAUCUACAUGCGUUUGGGCGAGCGUUGAGGCAUGCUGUUGUCUCGUUUCAUGCGCGGCUGGCAGCCGUGGAGAAGUUGCGGGUAGAUGCUGGGCUUGAGGGGAAGGGCGAAGGGCGAGAUGCAGAAGAUGGAGAGAAGAGGAGGAAGGGAAAGGGUGGCAUCGUGGCUAUUACUGCAGAUGAGGCGGCGCAUACAGUCGAUAUCACCUUUAAGAGCGGCCUUGUUGGGAGACUGCGGAUGAACAGAGCUGGUGCUAUCGAACAUGUCGUGGUCAAGAGAGCUCUAGACGCAAAUGCGGACGACGAGACCGCGCAACGCAAACGAAGAGAGCUGAAACGGAGGAUUACAGGAGGUGAUGGAAGGAUCGAGGGUGUCGUGGACAGGAUACUGGGUAACAGUGAAGGUUGAAAGCACCUAAUUCGAGCUACGAAGCCUCAUAAGACGAAGCUGGUCUUUGUCAUCACACAUUACCAUCCAUGCACCAAGCUUCCAGCGGCGCUCCCACAAAGCUAAGACAAUAUGGCACGUGAGCAUCCUGGUAGAAGCAGAGGAGAAC
Molecule: messenger RNA, 1137 nt
Organism: Pseudovirgaria hyperparasitica
Lineage: Eukaryota; Fungi; Ascomycota; Dothideomycetes; Acrospermales; Acrospermaceae
Exons: 1
Coding region: 69-989 (306 amino acids)
Cellular component (GO): Mis6-Sim4 complex; kinetochore
Source: RefSeq, a predicted model, not a curated record